Messenger RNA from Sphaeramia orbicularis (orbiculate cardinalfish), 1810 nucleotides. RefSeq names its product VAMP (vesicle-associated membrane protein)-associated protein A, like (gene vapal). Gene Ontology annotation, biological process: neuron projection development. The transcript has 6 exons. Bases 99 to 836 code for a protein of 245 amino acids. NCBI's taxonomy places the organism in Eukaryota, Metazoa, Chordata, Actinopteri, Kurtiformes, Apogonidae. Gene Ontology annotation, cellular component: endoplasmic reticulum membrane; plasma membrane. The record is from RefSeq and is a predicted model, not a curated record. Gene Ontology annotation, molecular function: FFAT motif binding.
GUUCUCAAAGCUCAGUCAGCAUUUGACUCAGUUGUGGCAAGGGAUCUAGGAAUUCCACUUGUCAGUUGCUCCCGAAAUCAAGUGCAUCCCCAGCUAAAAUGUCAAAGUUGGACCAGGUCCUUAUCCUCGACCCUCCCUCCGACCUCAGAUUUAAAGGUCCUUUUACAGAUGUAGUCACCACCAAUCUGAAACUGAAGAACCCCUCUGACAGAAAAGUAUGUUUCAAGGUAAAGACGACAGCACCGCGGAGGUACUGUGUACGACCAAACAGCGGUGUCAUCGAAGCCGGAGCAGCUGUCAACAUAUCUGUCAUGCUGCAGCCCUUCGACUAUGACCCCAAUGAAAAAAGUAAACAUAAAUUCAUGGUGCAGACAAUUUUUGCACCACCAAAUGUGUCUGACAUGGAUUCAUUGUGGAAAGAUGCAAAACCCGAUGAUCUCAUGGAUUCCAAGCUGAGAUGUGUCUUCGAGCUGCCUUCUGAAAACGAUAAAGUGAAUGAAGUGGAGGCGAUCAAAGCAGCCCCGGUGAUGAACUCUGUGAAGGCCGAGUCGUUGGCAUCCACAGUGCCCGCCGCUGCCUCACCGGACGAUUCGGACCUGAAGAAAGCACAGGACAAGUGCAAGAGGCUGCAGAUUGAAAAUAGCAAGCUGGCCGAGGAGAACCGGCAAUUAAAGGAUGAAGGUCUUAGACUGAGAAAGGUACCCCGCUCAGACCACAUGACAUCAAACUCUACUAGCCUCCUGGGCAGAGAAGCCAGCCCUGCCUCCCUGCCCUCCCUCCUUGUUGUGAUAGCAGCCAUCUUCAUCGGAUUCUUCCUAGGGAAGUUCAUGUUGUAGACUGGGAGAUGCAUGCCAGCCGUAUCCCCCUCCGGAAUCAAAAAGGCUCGGAAAAAGUAAAAAAACCAAGAAGUCCUUCUGUUGACUUUGCCAUAUCAUUGGUAGUGAACACAUCUGUACAGCAUCAUUUGAAGGCGUCGCCUUUUUACAAUCUCACACGGUUAGUCCACACACACCACACAGAAAGAAAGAGAUGAGAAAGGAAAGGCGACAAAAAAAGCGAUCGUUCCCUUUUUUGUUUUUCUGUUUUUGAUGGCUGGAUAUCCAGGUAAUGUGGUGGGACACUGAAAGUUGUAUUCUAUCAUCAGUUAUGGAAGUUACACCCAUGGGCAAGAGGCCGUCAAACAACUAGGGUUUUUUUUUUUUUUUUCCUCUUGUUUUUUAAUAGGAGUUCAAUGGAAUUUUAGGUGUGUUGUAAAUGUUGUUUUAAAUCCUUUUAAAUACAAAAGGAAAUGAGUUCAAUCAAGAAGACCUUGCUACCAGUUGCUGGAUUGCCUCUGAAGUAAUUUUGUUCAGUUUGUAAUUUCUUCUACUUGUCAUGGAAUGUUCAGGUCCAGCUGGGGAUAUAGGUGCCUCUUUCUUGUAUAUUUCUGUCCUUUCCUCUUCCUGACACACACCAAUGCAGACUUUAUAUUAUUAUUAUUAUUAUUAUUAUUAUUAUUAUUAAUAUUAUUAUUAUUAUUAUUAUUAUUAUCAUACACAGCGUAUAUUCCUUCUGAGGCAAAUAUUGACUGAAAUAAGGUCUCCAUUCUUACAAUCCUGUUCCAUGGUAUUAAGCAUUGAAGAAAUAAAAUUUUAAAAAUGUGGUUUUGAUAGCUGUCUUUUCCUGCGUCUCUCUUCAAUAAUACACUCAUGUUUUUUCUUUCUUUUUUUUUAAUUGGAACGCUAACAUGAGUCUGCUGUUCUCAUGAGCCAAGGUUUCUGUCAGUAUCAGAGCCAAUGUUUGGGAACUGGAGAUUGUGUUUUGUUUUUUU